AUGGAGAUCGAGGCCGAUCGGCGCCGCAAGAUGGAGGAGACGCUGCGAAAGCAAUACUACGUGGUGCGUGAGGAGACGGAUGCGAUGCGAAAAGGCCGCGUGAUUGGCAUUGACCUCGGCACCACCAACAGCUGUAUCGCCUACAUCGAUGAUAAAACCUUGAAGCCGAAGAUUAUUCCCUCUCCUACCGGCUCCUGGGUCUUCCCGACGGCGGUGACCUUUGACAAAAACCAUCAGGUGCGGAUGUAUGGCGAGGAGGCCAGGGCCUGCGUCCGGGCGAGCGCGAGUGCCACGCUUUGUAGUGGAAAGCGUCUGAUUGGGCGCCGAUUUGGCGAACUCGGGCGGGUGCGCUCCGAAAUGAGCAAGACUAAUAUUCUGUCCACCAACGAAAAAGGUGAUAUAACAAUCGAAAUCAUGGGUCGUUCGUAUACCGUGGUGCACAUUAUUGCAAUGUUCCUGCGUUAUCUCAAAAAUGAGGCCGAGAAGUACCUGAAGGAGACGGUGAACAUCGCCGUGGUCAGCGUCCCGGCGUAUUUCACGCCCCAACAGAAGGUCGCCACGGAGGACGCGGCCCUCUGCGCCGGCUUUGAUGUUUUGGAAAUUAUCGACGAACCCUCGGCCGCCUGCCUGACCCACACCGUCCUAGGUCGGCUCCAUGAGGAGCCGAAGGGCCUGAAUAAAUUGGCGGAUAAACGGAUUUUACAUUCCCUCGUGUUUGACCUCGGUGGAGGGACGCUGGACUGUGCGAUUAUGGCGCACGACACGUACCAAAAUAAGUUCACGCUUUUAGCCACCCACGGCGAUCCGAUGCUUGGCGGCAACGACUGGGAUGACGUGAUUUCGCAGCACUUCGCGAAGAUGUUCGAGAAAAAGUGGCGGGUCUCCAUCGAGGUGGAGGGCGGGAAUGUGGGGCAGGAGGUCUCCACCUACCGCAACCUCCUCCUCGAGGCCGAAAAGGCUAAGGUACAUUUUACGCACUCAGAGGAGACCUACUACGGCUACAACCGCGCUUUUCACUUCUCUGAGCAGCUGCGGGAUAUCCUCCCGCUGGAGGCGACCUUAACGCACACCGAGUACAUCGCCCUGACUCGCCCUUUGCGGGGGCGCUGCCUGGAAUGCGUGAACAAGCUCUUCGCGCAUACGGGAUUCCUCCCGGAAGAUAUCGACAGCAUUCUUUUGGUCGGCGCCAUGACGCGCGAUCCGCCGAUUCGGCAUCUGUUAAUGGAAUACCUCGGGCGCCCUAUCGCCAAGGAGGAAACCUGCCCGGCAGACUAUGCCGUGGCUAUCGGCUGUAGUAUCCGCGCGGGCAUGCUUCAGGGCACCUUCCCCGAGCUUAAUGCGAACACCCGCUUCGUCUCGGGCACCGUCCAGGCGCUUCGUCAGGGAGGAUGGAUUCGACGCGCGUGGGGGCGUGUGAAGAGCUGGACCAGCUCAGUAAAUCCGAACGUGAUCGGCCAGCGCUGGCGUGGUCGUGCGAGGGGGUUAACUGAUGAGGAAAUCGAGCUCUACGCGAAGGAAUUGGUUGAGUUCGAGGCGGCCUGCAGCCGUCGCUUGUUGUUGGAGCGAGCGGAGGAUGAGGCGAACACCGUGAUGCGGCGAGUCACCUCGGAUUCCGACCGACGACAGGGGAUGCAGGAAAGACGUAUUGUCCAACUCACUGAGCAGCUCAAGUUCUGGCAGUACAUGGUUCACAACUUCCACGAUCACGAGGAGGACCUUCAGCACACCGUGGACGAGCUUCGAACUGCCUUGGAUGACUUGGAUGGCCUCACUGGAGACAGCGUCGAUGGCAUCACCGCCGCUGGGACUAUCGAUUUUUCAAAAAUCCCCAAUAAAACCAUAAGAACGAGCGAUCUCGCUAAAAAGGACGACCAUGGGACCAUUCACGAGGAUGCUACCUUGUCUUCCAACACCGUGGUGAACCGCGAUGCGGAUCCGCGGAAGGUGGAUAUCUCCGAGGUGGAAGUGCCGCCCUCAAGCCCCUCGGCUGCUUCCCCGGCGGUGGAUUCCCAGUCUAGUUCCCCUUUACAAUCCCAACCUCCCCUGCCCACGCCUGUGCGGCCCACCGUUCCCCUGCCCAAGUUGAGCACGGAGGCCGCCGAGUUGGUAAAGGCUGGCCACCCAGUCUUGGUCAACGCGCCCGACAACGUUCGCGUGACCGAGUCCACGCGGGUGUCCUUUUUGGAAAACCUUGUGGAGGAGCGCGCGUGGAGGGAGCCACCGAGACCGCCCGGUGAGGAGGGCUCUUGGAUUGAUGUGAAAAAAGCGCUAGACGCUGGCGAGGCAGUUGGGGUGCCGGUCCAACUCGAGAAGUUUAGUCUCUCCAUCUCGCUGGGCGAGAUGCUUGCGAAACUAAAACAAAUUCAGCCCGUAGACGACCCUCCAUCUGAAGAGCAUGUCCGCGCACGAGAUCUUACCAUCAGUUUACAGAGCAUUACCAUUUUGAAGGGUGAAGUCAAUAUCGAGGAGUUGGAGAACAAGCUUGCAGAGGAACUGCACCAGGCUAGUGAGGUUCAAAAGUGUCAACAAAAAAAUGAAGACCUAAAGGCAGAUAUUUCAGCCAGCUUAGCUUCCUAG
Phytomonas sp. Hart1 is the source of this 2577-nucleotide messenger RNA. Lineage: Eukaryota; Euglenozoa; Kinetoplastea; Trypanosomatida; Trypanosomatidae. The record is from the annotation of a GenBank genome assembly.